This is a messenger RNA of Lichtheimia ornata, 954 nucleotides long. RefSeq lists its product as uncharacterized. The transcript is spliced from 7 exons. The record is from RefSeq and is a predicted model, not a curated record. Gene Ontology annotation, molecular function: phosphatidate phosphatase activity. The coding region runs from base 1 to 954 and encodes 317 amino acids. NCBI's taxonomy places the organism in Eukaryota, Fungi, Mucoromycota, Mucoromycetes, Mucorales, Lichtheimiaceae. Gene Ontology annotation, biological process: phospholipid metabolic process.
AUGUCAUCCCUACAAGUGGAUUGGAAGAGCCCAAUCACUCGACGCAUCAUUCGAUCCUAUAUACCUGACUGGGUAUUGGUGGUUGUCAUGGCAGCCGUAUUCCUUGGAGUCGACAACAUCACUCCUUUCCGCCGAGAAUUUUCACUCGAGGAUAAGACAAUUAUGUUUACUCAUUCGGCAAGAGAUUCUGUACCCAUGUGGCUGGUAGCAAUUAUAUGCUGCAUCAUACCUAUCAUCAUCAUUGCCAUCAUAUCCCUUGGUCUCAGACGAAGCUUGGUCGAUUGUCACAGUGGCAUUCUCGGUCUUUGUGUAAGCCUGAGUUUGUGUGCCAUGUUGACUACGGUUAUCAAGGUAUCAGUUGGAAGACCAAGACCUGAUUUUAUCGACCGAUGUCAACCACCAGCUGGCUCGUCCGAUCCAGAAUUUGGAUUAUCCAAUUACACCAUUUGCACAACGCCUGCUGAUACCCAUGACAUGAUAGAUGGAUUCAAGAGCUUUCCUAGUGGACAUUCAUCAUUUUCAUUUGCAGGUUUGAGCUACCUUGCUUUCUACCUUGCCGGAAAGAUGCAGAUGUUUGCGGAUGAGCUUGGGCGUACCUACAAAGGAUUUCUUUUUUCAUUUCCUAUCAUUGGUAGCUUGCUUGUAGCCAUUUCCAGAACGGAGGAUUACCGUCAUCAUUGGCAAGACGUGUUUAUUGGAUCGUUGCUUGGCCUUGGUUGCGCGUAUUUUGCUUAUCGGCAAUACUACCCGGCUCUUGGCAGAGUAACAUGCGCUACACCAUUCAAGGCCCGUUUGGAUGGAUUCAAAGGUCGUGCGACCAACUUGCAAGUUCCCGAUGGACCAUUGCAGCAGCCCAACUAUGGUGCCAACAAUGAGCUUCCUAUGGUUGACCAACCAUUGCAGACCGUCAAUGUGGAUGGCGGGGAUUAUAUUACACAGCACAAUGUACGCUGA